This is a messenger RNA of Pimephales promelas (fathead minnow), 1333 nucleotides long. The record is from RefSeq and is a predicted model, not a curated record. NCBI's taxonomy places the organism in Eukaryota, Metazoa, Chordata, Actinopteri, Cypriniformes, Leuciscidae.
GGUUUUGGAACAACAUGAGGCCGAGUAAAUGAUAUCGGUUUCAUUUUUGGUUUAACUAUCCCUUAUCAUAACUUUAGGUUUAGAAAGAAAAUGUCUGAUUCUAGUAAAAAUACCAAUGUUGCAUAACCCGCUGCCUGGACAUUUUAUCUGGGAAAGGAAUGUCAGCAAAACAAGCCACAACAAACUAAAACAACUUUCGGUUUGCAUUUAUAAAGAACACAAUUCUACUUGUGCAUUUAGAUGAACAAAAGCUUUUAUAUCCACAGAAUCAGGGCUGUGUGAUACUGUAAAAUGGGGAUCUUUAUUUUGCUCUUAGUGUGCGUGUUAAAGAGUGGUGUUCCUGUUGUUGGUAAACAUGUAGUGACAGUGAGCCAGCGCGAUUCAGUCACUCUAUACACUGGUGUUACAACAGACCAACAAGACAUUAAAUGGUAUUUUAAAAACGCGGUCAUUGCUGAAAUCACUGGAGAUCAGAGUCAGAUCUGUACAGAUGAUCAGUGUAAACAGAGAUUCAGAGACAGACUGAAGCUGGAUCACCAGACUGGAUCUCUGAACAUCACAGACAUUGGAAAAACAGACUCUGGAGAAUAUCAUUUACAGUUUAACAGCAGCAGCGACAGUGAAAAGAUCUUCAAGGUUAUUGUCCAGGGUUUUUCUGUUGCACAACAAAAGAACAUCAUGGAGGGAAGAUCUAUCAUUUUAGACGCUGGUGUAAUUUUACAAAAUGAAACCGUAACAUGGUAUUAUAAUGACAUUCUCAUCGCUCUUGUCACUGGAGAUCUCAGUGAUAUCUGUACAGAUGUUGAGUGUAAUGUUAGUAAUGAUAUAUUCAGAGACAGACUGGAGCUAGAUUUUUGGGGUUCAUGGUCUCUGAUCAUCAAAGACGCGAGUUCCACAGACUCUGGGCUUUAUACAGUAAAGAUCAACAAGAGCAAGAGUUUCAGCAUCACAAGGAGCGUCACUGUGACCAUUAAUGUUCCAAGUCUGAUACUUGCCGUCUACGCAACUGCUUUUCUGAUGGUGGGCGUUUGUUCCUGUUGCAUUGACCUUCUAUGUCCGAAUGGUGUCAGAAUGCAGCGCAAUGAUCAAGUGAAAUCCCAUCUGCACUGAAUCUGCCAGAUCUAUGACAUCUGUGGAGUCAAGCGAUUCAGCUUCUGUAGGUUACCUGUGAUGAAUCAAAUCAAAAAUGUGGUUGUCGCCUGAGGAUUUUCCAACAAUUUUUUUGUGUGUGUAUCAAUGUUAUUUUUUUCUCUUUCAUUUCCUGUUUUGAUGUUUGCUUAAUUAUUUUAUGUCUUCCCUUAAUAAAUAAAUAUUUAAUUUUGGGUUCAUUUAA